Molecule: messenger RNA, 1123 nt
Organism: Vicugna pacos (alpaca)
Lineage: Eukaryota; Metazoa; Chordata; Mammalia; Artiodactyla; Camelidae
Source: RefSeq, a predicted model, not a curated record
AUUUUCGCGUCCUACAUGACCAUGGUGAUAGAGUAUGUGAAGCCCUCCGAACUUAAGAAGAACAUGAACGAGACCUUCCAGGAGAAGUUCCCGCACAUCAGGCUGACGCUGAGCAAAAUCAGGAGUUUAAAACAAGAGGUGCGAAACCUGUUUGAGGAGUGCGGCCUGGAGCCCGUGAUGGUGUCCAUGGCCUACAUGUACUGUGAGAAGCUGGUCGUACAGGGCAAGCUCAACAAGCAGACCCACAAGCUGUGUGCGGGCACCUGCAUGCUGCUGGCCGCCAAGAUCAGCAGUAACCUGUGCAGGAACGACGUGAAGCAGCUCAUCAGCAAGUUAGAAGAGAGGUUUCAAUUCAACAGACGGGACCUCAUCAGGUUUGAGUUCACUGUGCUCGUGGCCUUGGAACUUGCUCUGUACCUUCCCAAGAGCCAGUGUUGCCUCAUUACUGAUGCCUCACGCAGCAGUUAUAGCCUGGCCCACCUGCCCCUGCACCCUGGUGCCCCGGCACCCCGGCGCUGCGGCACGCAUGUGGGCCCAGGGUGACUCCAGGCCCUGCGGUGAGGGUGCGCUGGCCUUCCUGGCUGGUGCUGCUCCUCCUUCCCACCCUUGCUUGCUAGGGGGAUUCUGCUUUCAUUCCAAAGCACACCACUCCACCACAGUAUCUCUGAGAAUCUUCCUGCAUUCUCCCAGAACUAAAUGUGGGGUAUGUUACUGUUUCUUUUCUUCCUGUGCCUGAGACUGGUCUGGCACCAGGAAUUUGAUUUGCGAUGCACGGUGGUGAAUCCUGACUUUGAAGCAUCUUUUUCCUUCUUGGCAUCACCUGGCCUUCUGCAGACUGUUGUAGCCACUUCACUAGCAUCUCAGUGGUGAUCUGGGUGUCCAGAUCUUCCUCAAUACACUGAAUUGCUGAGUUAACCUGUUGAAGCAUCAAUCUUGGCUAGUUCUGGUCGGUGUGGAAACUGCACUGUGGAACACACCCACCCCAGCCCUGCCCCAUUAGCCUGACUACCUCCCAGCCCAGCCCCUGGGGCUUGUCCGCCCACCUCCCUGCAUCCCACAGACAGAGCUCUGGCAUCCACCUCGGCCAGCGAGAGCAGGCUGUGGUUUGUCUUGAUCUCAUCUU